Apis cerana (Asiatic honeybee) is the source of this 4638-nucleotide messenger RNA. RefSeq names its product lysine-specific histone demethylase Su(var)3-3 (gene Su(var)3-3). The record is from RefSeq and is a predicted model, not a curated record. Gene Ontology annotation, cellular component: nucleus. Gene Ontology annotation, biological process: regulation of DNA-templated transcription; chromatin remodeling. NCBI's taxonomy places the organism in Eukaryota, Metazoa, Arthropoda, Insecta, Hymenoptera, Apidae. Gene Ontology annotation, molecular function: oxidoreductase activity; flavin adenine dinucleotide binding; chromatin binding.
UUCUAUAUUACCGUAGUCUCUGGAUUUCAUAAUUGUAUGUGCCGCCGGUUUGAAGAGUCAAAACAAACCUGUGUGAUUUCGCACAGCAGUGGUUACGUUUGAUAAGGAAAUUAUUAAAUAGCAGCAAUAUGAGUCGAAGAAAAAGAGCGAAGGUGGAGUACAGAGAAAUGGAAGAGAAAUAUAAUCAACUAGAGGAUGAAAAUGCUUCAGAUACAUCGGAAAAAUCUAAACCUGGUCUUGUAACGCCAGAAAAGAAAGUUGUUCCUGAAGUAAAAAAAGAAUCUGAUACAAGUAUAUCACAAUCUGUUCCCACAUCUUCAGCACCAAGAAUUGAAGUAAAAGAAGAAGACGAUCAAGAUAGCGAUCAUGAAGAUCCUCAUGUAAAAGAAUUACUUAAUGGUUUGGAAGGGGCGGCAUUUCAAAGUCGUCUUCCAUUCGAUAAAUUAACUUCUACAGAAGCUGCUUGUUUCCCAGAUGUUUCUGGCGGUCCACCACAGACUCAGAAAGUUUUUCUUCACAUUCGAAACAGACUUUUGCAAUUAUGGCUUGAAAAUCCAAAACAACAAUUGAUAAUUGAGAAUGCUUUGCCAGCAAUAGAACCACCUUAUAAUAGCGAUACUGUAUUGGCGCGUCGAAUUCAUGCAUUUUUAGAAAGACAUGGUUUUAUUAAUUUCGGAGUAUUUAAACGACUUAAACCAUUACCUACGAAGAAGUUAGGUAAAGUAAUCGUAAUUGGAGCAGGUAUUGCUGGUUUAGCUGCAGCCCAACAAAUGCAACAAUUUGGUUUAGAAGUAAUUGUACUCGAAGCACGGGAUCGCGUUGGUGGACGAAUUGCAACAUUUCGUAAAUCUUCAUAUAUAGCCGAUCUCGGAGCUAUGGUAGUCACGGGUUUAGGUGGGAAUCCCGUAACAACACUUAGUAAACAGAUUAAUAUGGAACUUCACAAAAUUCGACAAAAGUGUCCUUUAUACGAAAGCGAUGGGCAAACGGUCCCAAAAGAUAAAGAUGAAAUGGUAGAGAGAGAGUUUAACCGUUUAUUGGAAGCAACGUCGUAUCUUUCACAUCAAUUAGAUUUUAAUUACGUGGGUAGUGCUGGAUCUGGACAAGGUGGUAAUACACGACCGGUUUCAUUGGGUCAGGCAUUGGAAUGGGUGAUACGUCUACAAGAGCAAGGUGUGAAACAGCGUCAAGUAGCACAUCUGCGUUCCGUACUAUCGCUCCAAGGUCGACUUAUCACCAAUCAACAUAGGAUGAUAGCAAUCAUGGAUCGUUUGGUCGAAUUAAAUAAGCAAUAUAAAGAGAUGACCGAAAGUAAAUUACAAACACGUGAUAUAACGCAAGAAUUCGUAUUGCGUUCGAAAUUACGCGAUCUUCAUAAUGCGUGCAAGGAAUGGGAUCAACUUUCCGAACAACAGAAAGAGAUCGAAGCAAAGUUACAAGAAUUGGAAGCCUCUCCUCCUAGUGACGUAUAUCUUUCUUCGAAGGACCGUCAAAUAUUGGAUUGGCACUUUGCAAAUUUGGAGUUCGCCAACGCGACGUCGCUAUCGAACCUAAGCCUCAAACAUUGGGACCAAGAUGACGACUUCGAAUUUACCGGCAGUCAUCUAACAGUUCGCAACGGCUACUCGUGCGUACCUGUUGCUCUGUCCGAGGGCCUGGACAUCCGGCUGAACACGGCGGCAAGGGCGGUCCGCUACGGGGUGAACGGGGUGGAGGUGUGGGCCGCACCCUCGCGCAGCCCCCACACAAAUCACACGGUGUACAAGGCGGACGCGGUGCUCGUCACCCUUCCCCUCGGGGUGCUCAAGGCGUCCGCGCCGCCGUCCGCGGUCGCCUUCAAUCCUCCGCUUCCGGACUGGAAGUCGCAGGCUAUUCAGAGGCUUGGUUUCGGCAAUUUAAAUAAGGUGGUGCUGUGCUUCGAACGGAUCUUCUGGGAUCCGACCGCCAAUUUGUUCGGCCACGUGGGCAGCACGACCGCGUCGCGUGGUGAGCUCUUCCUCUUCUGGAACCUUUACAAGGCGCCUGUGUUGUUGGCCCUGGUCGCUGGAGAGGCUGCCUGUGUCAUGGAGAAUGUCAGCGACGACGUGAUCGUUGGACGUUGCAUAGCCGUCUUGAAGGGUAUCUUUGGAAAUCAAGUGGUUCCACAGCCGCGCGAGAGUGUAGUGACGAGAUGGCGAGCGGAUCCAUGGGCGAGAGGCUCGUACAGCUUCGUCGCGGUCGGCAGUUCCGGUAGCGAUUACGAUCUUUUGGCCGCCCCUGUCGCGCCCCCUGCCACCCCUGGCGCACCACCACCGCAACCCAGGGUUUUCUUCGCAGGAGAGCACACCAUACGAAAUUACCCGGCUACCGUGCACGGCGCAUUUCUCAGCGGACUACGCGAGGGUGGACGGAUCGCGGAUCAACUCUGCGGAAGCCCUUACGCCCCACCGACGAUGCCCGCUUCCGGUCCAGCGCCCACGGCAAUUCCAACCGCGACCACCGGAUCCACGACCACGCCUUAGCGUCCUCCCGUGGAAUCAUUCUUGGCCUUCGAUCGAUAAAAAAUGAAAAAAAAGAAAAAAAGAAAAAAAAAGCGUUACAAUAUCACCAUACGAGUCGAUCGAUCAUCAUCGUCAUUCUGUUAUUAUUCUCGCUUAGACGACGCGAAAGAAAGUACGAAAGCUGGAACGGUAGCUGGAAUUUUUUCGUCUUCUUCGAAAAUUAAAGAGGAUCGUUCGUUAUACAUACAUAUAUAUAUAUGUAUAUGUAUAUGUAUUUUUUUUCACUCUUUUGAAGGGCAUAAAAAUUCCAGAUACCAGAUUCUCGAGGCUCGUUUAUCGUGUUUUUUCGAUUAAUGUAAUCGUAUCGAGGUUCGAUCGAGCCACCAGCAGCACGUAUACGAGCGUUCGAGCGCCAUCUUACGAUUAUUAUUAGUUAGGGAAAUCUGUCCGCGAAUAACCAUUUCCUCCCGUAUAUAAUAAUAUCGGACGAUCGACGUUUGAUUCGUCCUGGUUCGAUCCGUCGGUUUUCUGGUUGAUUGGUCCUAUUAUCACGGGAAUAUAAUUGAAACGCGAUAUAAUUGAGAAUGGGAGGAGGAGGAGGUGGAGGAGGAGGAUUGGCGAAGCGGAUCGAUUAUUAAGUGUAUCGACGUGACGUUUUCGAGCGAUUCGAGAUUUUCGUCGGUUUCGUCGAUUCUUACGAAUCGACCCUUGGACGAAGAGAUCGUAUUUAUUUUUCAGACAUCGUCCGAAGCGUGAGGAUACGUUUAAAAUGAGGUAGAGGAGUCGAGAAAGAUGAUCGAUCCGAGAAUCGUGUCACGAUUAACGCACGUCGAUUCAUUUACACACACAUAUAUAUGCAUAUACACAUCCACACAUACACGUCGCUACGAUCCUCGAUAUUCUUAUCUCCGCUUCUCUUUCGUAUUUAUUCCGAAGGAGAUCGUAUCGAACGAGAGGAUCGUAGCCGUCUUAGAGAUACGUCGAUUCAUGAUAAGAAAGAUUCGUGCCUUUUGCUACUACGUUCCAUCACGUACAUUACACUGUUUAGUCUGUACCAUAUCGUAGAAAUCGUUUCACUGUACGUUUAACAUACUCUCUCUUUCUCUCGUAUACAAUUAUUCUUUCUUCCUUCUUCUUCUUUUUUUUUUUUUUUUACUCGCCUCGACACGCUUUCAUAAUCACGCGCAUUUAUCCCAAAUCUUCCUUUCCCUACAUUGUAUUAUGCUUCCUCGAGAUUUCUCGAUCAUUAGCUACCUUCCAUCACUUCUUAUCUUCAAUUAAUCGAUUAUCGAUUAUGUUAUUAUAUUUUAGCAUUAACGGGAAAAAACCAGAGCGUGCAUUUUCGCAACGAGAACAAAGAAAAAAAAAAAAAAAAGAAAAAAUGUCCGACGAGGAAUCAAACCAAUCUUCGCGCAUUAACGCGUACAAUUGCCGAACAAAUCCACAUCUCAACCCCGACAACAACGAACGCCCGAUCUAUUAUUAUAUCUAUACGCUCGAUCUGAUCGAUUCAACGCUCAAACCGUUAAACCGUUAAGCCGCAAAUACUUUUCCAUUGGAGGGAUACACCGAAAUAAUCCACGUAGCCCGCGAGAGAACAUCCGCUACGGAGGAUGACGACUCCGUUCGAGCCUGAUUUCAUCGCCCUCGAAUCACGAAUUCGAUCGGUGACCGAUUAUCGAUUAUUAUCAAUUAAGGGGAACGGAAUUCGAGGAAUCUGCCAUCCGAUUAAAACCGACUUCGAGGAAUCGAAUCGCGUCAAGCGCACAUACAUACACAUACAGAUACACACGCAUGCACACACAUACACACACACACAGAGAUACGUAUACGUAUCGUUUUAAGCUUCUCUCUCUCUCUCUCUCUCGUGGAUGAGAUACUUCGAGAAAUAAAACAGAAAUAAUCUACGUGAAAGCGUAAAGGAAAAGAAAGAACCGUCUCACUGUAUACUUCGCCGAGUUGACGAUGUGAAAAAUUUCUGUAUAAGUUAUAAGAUAUAACGCGUGCGCGAUGUCAACGUUACACCGCAACACCAUGUGCGCAAUAUUGUACGUAUAAAUCUGUAAAAGACUAAUCGAUGAAUCGAUCGUUGAUCGAUUCUUAAGCAAUGCCGCUUAUAUUUGUCUUGAUUAAAGGCAGAGAGUUGUUACGACACCAA